Molecule: messenger RNA, 222 nt
Organism: Eruca vesicaria subsp. sativa (arugula)
Lineage: Eukaryota; Viridiplantae; Streptophyta; Magnoliopsida; Brassicales; Brassicaceae
Source: the annotation of a GenBank genome assembly
AUGGAAGUGGGAUUUUGUUCCAUUGUCCUCACCUUGAAGGCACUUAGAGGACUCGGUACUAGCUUUGCUGGAAUGCUUAUUUUCUUCGGAUACUCCCUUGACGGAUGUGUUCUUGAAGAAACAGAGCUCAUGUAUCAUUACAAGGACAAUGCCAAACCUAGCCGUGCCAGUUUGUGGUAUAACAAAAUCAGAGGACCUACUAUCAGUCACUGUAUUUGUUAG